CUUUGUUGUUCGUCUUUUCCAGAAAAUCUCGCAGAAAAUAAGAACAAAAAAAAAAAACAAAAAAUUCACAACAAAACCCUAACUUAAAACCCCUCGAUUUCUCUCCCUUCAAUUUUUUUCACCAUCAUCCAAGCUUUUGAUUUGCAGCAAUGUCAACUCUUGAAAUUGAAGCUCGAGAUGUGAUUAAGAUAGUGCUUCAAUUCUGCAAAGAAAAUUCGCUGAAUCAAACAUUUCAAACACUACAAAGCGAAUGUCAGGUGUCUUUGAACACAGUGGAUAGUCAUGAGACAUUCAUUGCAGAUGUUAAUAGUGGGAGGUGGGAUGCUGUUUUGCCUCAAGUUUCUCAACUUAAGCUUCCUAGGAAGAAAUUAGAGGAUUUGUAUGAGCAGAUUGUUUUAGAAAUGAUCGAGCUUCGAGAAUUGGACACUGCCCGAGCGGUUCUGAGGCAAACCCAGGUAAUGGGUGUGAUGAAGCAAGAGCAACCAGAAAGGUACUUGCGGAUGGAGCAUCUUCUUGUCCGGACCUAUUUUGAUCCACAUGAGGCGUAUCAAGAUUCAACUAAAGAACGACGACGUGCGCAGAUUGCACAAGCUCUUUCGUCAGAAGUUUCUGUUGUGCCACCGUCACGAUUGAUGGCUUUGAUUGGGCAAGCUUUGAAGUGGCAACAGCAUCAAGGUUUACUUCCUCCCGGAACACAGUUUGAUUUAUUUCGUGGAACUGCUGCGAUGAAACAAGAUGUCGAGGAUAUGUAUCCUACAACACUUACACAUACUAUUAAGUUCGGGAAGAAAAGUCACCCAGAAUGUGCUAGGUUUUCUCCUGAUGGGCAGUUCCUGGUUUCUUGCUCUGUUGACGGAUUUGUUGAGGUAUGGGAUCACGUUAGUGGGAAGCUCAAGAAAGAUCUGCAGUACCAGGCUGAUGAGACGUUUAUGAUGCAUGAGGAAGCUGUCCUUUGUGCUGAUUUUAGUAGAGAUUCAGAGAUGCUUGCGUCCGGUUCUCAAGAUGGAAAGAUCAAAGUGUGGCGUAUAAGGACUGGUCAGUGUUUGCGACGCCUCGAACGUGCUCAUUCUAUGGGAGUUACAAGUCUUUGCUUUUCUCGAGAUGGAAGUCAGAUAUUGAGUACAUCUUUUGACAGCACUGCAAGGGUUCAUGGUUUGAAGUCUGGGAAGUUGUUAAAGGAAUUCCGUGGGCAUACUUCUUAUGUAAAUCAUGCAAUAUUUACACAUGAUGGUAGCCGUGUGAUCACAGCAUCUAGUGAUUGCACAGUCAAGGUUUGGGAUGUCAAGACAACCGAGUGUCUACAGACGUUUAAACCACCACCGCCUUUAAGGGGUGGAGAUGCUUCUGUAAAUUCUGUUCAUUUGUUUCCCAAAAAUAUGGAUCACGUUGUUGUUUGCAACAAGACAUCAUCUGUAUACAUCAUGACACUCCAAGGACAGGUCGUGAAGAGUUUUUCUUCUGGUAAGAGAGAAGGCGGAGACUUUGCGGCUGCCAGUGUAUCACCAAAAGGAGAGUGGAUUUACUGUGUUGGUGAAGACAGGAAUUUAUAUUGUUUCAGUCAGCAGUCUGGUAAACUUGAACAUCUGAUGAAGGUGCACGAGAAAGAUGUAAUCGGUGUGACACACCAUCCUCACAUAAACCUCGUUGCUACCUAUGGUGAAGACUGCACCAUGAAAUUAUGGAAGCCUUGAGUUUUUUUUAACAGGGUCUAUUUUUUUUAAUCCGUAUUAUUUUGAAGAUUACAUUUUAUUUCAGUCCUGCUGGUAGUGUAAAAAUGUAAUUGUUGUAACUUGUAUGUCAUGUUUGAGGCAUCCGAUUAUUCUUGUAGCCACUUAUUCUCUAUUUUAAUUUUAGAAAGUAUUUAAUGAAGUUAUUAGUCUGA
Spinacia oleracea (spinach) is the source of this 1882-nucleotide messenger RNA. RefSeq names its product suppressor of mec-8 and unc-52 protein homolog 1. The transcript has 16 exons. Bases 150 to 1691 code for a protein of 513 amino acids. The record is from RefSeq and is a predicted model, not a curated record. Gene Ontology annotation, molecular function: protein binding. NCBI's taxonomy places the organism in Eukaryota, Viridiplantae, Streptophyta, Magnoliopsida, Caryophyllales, Amaranthaceae. Gene Ontology annotation, biological process: mRNA splicing, via spliceosome.